UUGCGGUACGUGGCGCGGUGUGGAACAUUUUCAGUGGAAUAUUUCUUACAUGGAAAAUGGACUAGUGUUUUAUAUUGAGCGAUAUUGGGUAACUGCCUUUGUUAAUUAGUAUGAAUUACGAAGACGCUGAAGUCUGAAUGUAAUCACAAGAUCACGAUGUCAGGCAGUUUUAUAAACAGUUUCUGCAAAAGAAUGUAGAUGUUAAAUCUAAGGCAGUUUUGCAAGGUUUAGCUGUAGCAGAACAGCUAAAGAAGUUGACUGAAGGAAUCACUCUUUUGGACAAGGAGUUGCAGGGACAAGUUCUGGCUAAUCAUGAAGAUCUUCUUUCACAAGCAACAUGGGUUGAAAAACUGGAAGGGGUGCUUGCUGUUAUGCAGACACAUGUUCAGUGUUUGCUGUCUGCUGUGGAGCGUCUGCGCGCAAAAAUUGUUGAACCCUACAAUAAGAUAGAGCUUCAGACUGUGAUGCUGUCUCGCCUCCAUGCAACCUCAGACCUUUUGAGGCGUGUGGCUCGUAUACAGCAUUUGUCCCGUCGACUGGGAGCUCAGAUGCAGGGUUCUAACCUUGAUAUCACCAAGGCUGCACAGAGCCUCAGUGAACUAAGUCAGUUGUCUGAGAAUGUUGAUCUGUCCAGACUUGAGGUUUUAGAGGAAGAUCAACGUUCCAUUCGAAAUCAUCGUAUUGAGGUUGAGAAACAAGCAAAACUCAUGCUAACACAGGGGCUUCAGGCUCAGAACUUAACACAGGUUGCAACAGCUGUGCAAGUCUUCUACAACCUUGGGUCACUGGAAAGUACAGUAAGCCUUGUGCUUGAAACAGCAGAGCAGAACAUAAAGAAAAGUAUAAAAGAGGCGUUGGAUAUAAGUACACUGAGCCAGACUACUUCAGAUGUCAUCAAAAGUAGAGGUGGUCCAGGUAGAGCAGCCAUGCCCUCACCAGGCAACACUGCCAACUUUCGUUCUCGUCUGUGGGCAGCUUUGGAACUUCUGUUUGAUACUUCUAUAUAUACAGAGUGUUAUCAGGUGGAGCUCUUGCAGAGGAUACUGGUGUGCAAGUUGAGAGUGGACUCUGGAAUGUUGUCACAACAUAACUCCACCUGUUACAUGGACCUGUUGCCUCCAGAAAGACAGCAGCUAGCAGCCAGCUUGUGGCAGGCUGUCACCAGUCUUCUGGCCCAUGAACUUGCGCAGGCUGCACAAGGUUCAAUGUUUAUAAAACAAGCCCUUGAAGGUGAAUAUCCAAAAUUUCUUCGUCUUUACCUGGAUAUGUGCAAGAGAAUUCAAGCCAUUGGUCGGAACUCAGACCAGAUGGAAACUGCCUUGACAAGUGGUGUUGAACAUGAAGGCACUGAUUCCGGGAGCUUCCAUAUAAAUCGUGAGGUGGUCUCCCAGUUUGAAAAUGCAUAUUUAUCACGUUCUGUGUCCCGGUUGCUGGAUCCAGUCCAUCUUAUGUUCUCUGGAGAUGCUGUUCCUCCUCAUGAGGAAGUUGAUUCUCUCAUCAGAACAAUUACCAGUGAGCUGAGUGUGUCUCUUGUUGACGUGUCCCUGAGUUGUACAGUUGCCCGAAAUAUAAGCAAGACUGUUCGCUUGUUCUGCCUCAAGUGUGAGCAGAUGAUCAUUACUGAUGGAGAAGCUACACAAGUUAUAGACACUUGCACGCCUGGUCAGUUGCUGAACAUAUCCAUAGCAAAUUUGGUACACUACCUGAAUGGACAAGUGGGACGAGUUAUGGCCAAUAUGAAGUCAAGUUUGUCACCAGAUGCUGCUAAAAUAGUACAGGAAUCUUUAAGCCAUACAGACAAAUUAAUUCAAAAUAUAGUCACUCCUCUCUUGGCAUCGAUAUCUGAUGCUAUAGAGGCAAUUAUCCUUACCAUGCACAAUGAAGACUACUCUAUGAGACUAGAAACAGGAGAAAGUGGCCUUAAUACAAGCAUGAGAAAGUCAGAUGUUUCCCAAUGUUCCUUGUACAUGAAAGAACUACAGGGCUUCAUUGCCAGGGCAGCGAGCAAUUACUUGGCACCAUUCCAUAAUCAAGAAAUAGUUAUGAAGUGCUCUGUUCCUGUUGCAAGCCGCUGCAUGGAGCUGUUCCUGAACCAUGCUUGCUUGGUUCGUCCUUUGGGAGAGGGAGGGCGAGUUCGACUUUCUACCGAUUUUAGCCAGAUGGAAGUAGCAGUGGGACCCCUGUGUAGGCAGACAUCAGAACUGAGUCGUCAGUACCGAAUGAUGCGUUCAUUACGUCCAUUACUGUUCCUCAGUGUAGAAGAGAUCUUGGAGAGUCCAGCUCUAGGAGAUGUAAUUCCAUAUAGCUUGGUAUUGCUUUCCAUGUUUUCUCGUGGUCCAAAUGAUCUUCUCUCACCUCAUCAGAGUGCAAAUUGGUCAGUAAGCCGUUUGUCUCAGUGGUUGGAUGGCCACCCAUCAGAACGAGAACGACUAGAGCUUAUGGGAGGAGCAUUGCAGCGUUAUCAACAAACUGUUCGUCAGAGAGGGGGAACAAGUUUUCAUGCAGUGUAUCCCGUCAUGAUCACACUGCUAGAGAGAGGAAUAGCAUAUUGUACAAAAUAAACUGUUUAUUUGUGGUGUGAGAUUGUAAUGUCCUUGAAAGUAAAGAAAUGUUGAACUAGU
Molecule: messenger RNA, 2621 nt
Organism: Cryptotermes secundus
Lineage: Eukaryota; Metazoa; Arthropoda; Insecta; Blattodea; Kalotermitidae
Gene: fws
Product: conserved oligomeric Golgi complex subunit 5
Biological process (GO): intra-Golgi vesicle-mediated transport
Cellular component (GO): COG complex
Source: RefSeq, a predicted model, not a curated record